AUGCCUCGCGAAAUCCAGGACAUCAAGACCUUCAUCGAGAUCUGCCGCCGGAAAGAUGCCUCCUCGACCCGGGUGAAGAAGAACAAGAUUGGCAACACAACACAGACGAAGUUCAAGGUGCGAUGCAAGCGCUACCUCUACACGCUCGUCCUCAAGGACUCGGACAAGGCGGACAAGCUGAGGCAAAGCUUACCCCCGGGUAUGUCGUGA
This is a messenger RNA of Neohortaea acidophila, 210 nucleotides long. Its product is annotated as putative 60S ribosomal protein L38. Bases 1 to 210 code for a protein of 69 amino acids. The transcript has 2 exons. The record is from RefSeq and is a predicted model, not a curated record. Gene Ontology annotation, cellular component: ribosome; cytosolic large ribosomal subunit. Lineage: Eukaryota; Fungi; Ascomycota; Dothideomycetes; Mycosphaerellales; Teratosphaeriaceae. Gene Ontology annotation, biological process: protein-RNA complex assembly; translation. Gene Ontology annotation, molecular function: structural constituent of ribosome.